AUGCAGGUUGAAGAAGAUCUAACACAGAAAAACAAGCAACACCCGUGUAGAAGAAUUACUAAGAUGAACAAAGAGAAUUCGUUUUCAAGUAUUUCAAUGUUAAAGAAAAGAGAAAGGCUUGGCAAAGGGAAGAGAUUAGAUGCAUACACAUACAAAAAGUUGUUCCAAAUUGCUGGGAAAAAGAUGAAGGAGAUAUCUCAAGGAGGUGAUCAUAUUACCACAUUUGAUGCUUCAAUGAAAGUUGAUGCAACAAUUGUCAUGAAAUCUUGCUCGGAUUCUAAACAUGAAAAAAACCAUAGUGCUGAGCUGGCAGAGUUUCAAUUGAAGGUAUCAAGUGAAGUCCAUGAUCAUGUUAACAAACUUUGUGAUUAUUGGAAAAAAGGUCAGAAUUCUGUCUUCUUUGAUGGACAGGAUCGGAUAACUAAAGUGGUGUUUUUUGUAUUAUCAUUGCUGGAAAAAGUGAAACAACCUAUUUUAAUUUUAACUGCUUCAAGAUGUCUUUCAUUAUGGGAAUCUGAAUUUUCCAAAUGGUCAAAUUCAACCAAUGUUGUUGUAAUAACAUAUAAAGAGAACAAAGAUGUGAGAGAUGCAAUUAGAUCCUCACAAUUCUACACUGAAAAUGGAUCUAUAAAGUUUCAAGUCAUUUUAUCUUCUCCUGAUGCCAUUGUUGAGGAUUUUGAAAAGCUUGAUCACAUAAAAUGGGAAUUGAUAGUAAUAGACGAAUGUCAACGCCCCAUAAUCUCAAAGCAUUUCAAGGAAAUUAAAAUGCUUGUGUCAGAUAUGAAGCUGCUAACAAUUACUAGUGAAAUAUUGGAUGUGAAGCAUAGCUACCAAAAUUUUCUUUCGUUGCUUGAUUCCAAAUAUGAAGAGACACACACGGAUGCUGACAUGGACGCCAACACAUUGAAAGAAAAACUAUCGCCUUUUAUUGCAUUUGAAUUAAAAUUUAAUUCAUCUGAAAUUGAAGAAUAUUGGGUUCCACUUCAUCUUUCUCAUAUGCAAAUGGAACAAUAUUGUUCCUUGUUGAAUUCCAACUUUGAGUCACUUUCACUUUCAUCAUCUUCAAGGAACAACGCUACACUUCAUGACAUUCUUACCAAAACUCAGAAGUGCUGUGAUCACCCGUAUCUCGUGGACCCCACUCUGCGUAAAUCUUUGAAGAAAGAUGUUGAUAAAUUGGGUGCUGAAAUUAAUGCAAGUGGGAAGCUUCAACUUCUUGAUAAGCUUUUGUUAAAAAUCAAAAGAUAUGGUUUGAGAGUAAUUGUUCUUUUUCAGUCAGUGGUUAGUUCAGAAAAGAUAACAAUUGGAGAUAUUUUGGAAGAUCUUGUUGAUAGAAGAUUUGGGCAAGAUUCAUACGUACGUAUCCAACCAAAGAUUCUUUCAAUAUCAAAGAGAAAAGAGGCUGUAAACAUGUUCAGCAACAUCGAGAGUGGAGCGUUUGUUUGCUUAUUAGAUUAUCACGAUUGUCAAUCAACGAUUAGACUUUCAUCGGUGGAUAUAGUCAUACUAUUAAACAGCGACUGGAACCCUUCAGAUGACUUAAAAGCCCUUCACAAGCUUUCUCUCGAUUCUUCGCAUUUACGAAUCUUCCGCUUUUAUUCCUCUUUCACCAUUGAAGAAAAAUCUCUCAUUCUUUCAAAACAAGGCACGAUUCUCGACAGCAGAACAGCUUGCAUUAAUUACAAUACUUGCCAUCGGCUCCUUUCAUGGGGUGCAUCCUACUUGUUCAAUAACCUCUCCACCAAGUCAAAGUCAAAGUCAGACACUAGUUUAGAUGAUUUGGUUCUCGAGUUAUCAUCUAUGUUUCUGAAUAAAACUGAGAAUACUGAUUGUUUAAAAAGCUUAAUCAUUUCAAAAGCAACGAUACACGAUGGAAUUUAUUCUAAAGAUAUCUUAUUGAUGGGUGAAACUGAAGCACACACAAAGGAAAGUUGCUCAAUUGAUGAGUACUUGAUGGAAAAUGAACCAAAUAAUUUUGGAGUAAUUUGUUCAAAGAAACUCAUCAUAUCCAUACACCGCAAAAAUCGUCUAGCAGGCUACCUCGGAGGGUAA
Molecule: messenger RNA, 2052 nt
Organism: Lactuca saligna
Lineage: Eukaryota; Viridiplantae; Streptophyta; Magnoliopsida; Asterales; Asteraceae
Source: the annotation of a GenBank genome assembly